AUGGUUGAUCUCAAAAUCCUUACUGGUCUUUUCGUAUUCUUACAACUUGUGACGAUCUGCCGUUCAGCAGCUACUCUCACCUCUAAAGAUGUUGUCGACAAAGCAAAUCCUGAGUUUGAGACAACUCUCAGUGAAUCUGACUUCAUUAGCCACAUUGAGCAUCAGUCUAUUGAUGUAACCAAAUUAGGUAUCAAAGUAAAAGAUGAUCCAACCAUGGGUAAUAAGAUGGAAGGUGAUAUAGCCAUUGAUAAUAUCAAAGACUUUGUCAAUGAGAAUAACAAAUUAGGAAGAAAUGCUAUUCGUCAAGGCUACAGACGUUGGCCAAAUGCCGAGAUUCCUUACACACUAUCUUCUCAAUAUGGAUCAUAUGCUCGAUCUGUUAUUGCUAAAGCUAUGAAGGAAUACCACGAUAAGACAUGUAUACGCUUUGUGCCUCGUGAUCCCACCAAACACAAUGACUACGUUUACAUUCAUCCUGAUGAUGGAUGUUAUAGUUUGGUUGGAAAGACUGGUGGACGUCAACCUUUGAGCUUAGAUUCUGGAUGUAUUCAAGUAGGAACCAUAGUUCAUGAGCUUAUGCAUGCUGUUGGAUUCUUCCACGAGCAGAGCAGACAAGAUCGUGAUCAGUACAUAGACAUCCUCUGGAGAAAUGUAAUGAACGGAGCUGAUGAUCAGUUCGAGAAAUACAAUUUGAACGUCAUUGAUCAUUUGAAUGAGCCAUACGACUAUGUGUCAAUCAUGCACUAUGGUCCUUAUGCUUUCAGUGGAUCUGGUAAGAAGACAAUCGUAGCUCGCAAGAAUGGCUCAGAACGAAUGGGACAGCGAGUAGCUUUCUCUGAUGGAGAUAUUCGCAAAAUCAACAGACUGUACCAGUGUGAUAGCCGAAUCAACGGAAAUUCCAUCAUUGACAACAUGCCAUCAGCACAACAGCCUAUUGCAACGUCUUUCACUGGUCAACCAUCUUCAAAUAAUAAUAAUAAUGGAGCAAUUAAUUCUGGUCCUGUUCGUCCUCCAAUGAUUAAUAGUCAAGGAAGCUUCUCAUCCAAUAAGAAUGGUCGUAUUCGUAUAUUUGGCUAA
This is a messenger RNA of Auanema sp. JU1783, 1077 nucleotides long. The record is from the annotation of a GenBank genome assembly. Lineage: Eukaryota; Metazoa; Nematoda; Chromadorea; Rhabditida; Rhabditidae.